AUGGUGACGAUGCGCAGGCCGUGGCCCGCCAUGGCCGCAGUGCUUCUGGCCCUGCUCGUCUGUCUGGGGGCGCUGGUUGACGCCUACCCCACCAAACCCGAGGCUCCUGGUGAAGACGCCUCCCCGGAGGAGCUGAGCCGCUACUACGCCUCCCUGCGCCACUACCUCAACCUGGUCACCCGGCAGCGGUAUGGGAAACGCUACAGCCCGGAAACGCUCCUCUCAGGACUACUCCCCGACGGCGAGGACCGCCCCGUCAAGUCGCGGUAA
Messenger RNA from Cynocephalus volans (Philippine flying lemur), 270 nucleotides. RefSeq names its product peptide YY (gene PYY). The record is from RefSeq and is a predicted model, not a curated record. Gene Ontology annotation, biological process: neuropeptide signaling pathway; feeding behavior. Gene Ontology annotation, cellular component: extracellular region. Gene Ontology annotation, molecular function: neuropeptide hormone activity; neuropeptide Y receptor binding. The transcript is spliced from 2 exons. NCBI's taxonomy places the organism in Eukaryota, Metazoa, Chordata, Mammalia, Dermoptera, Cynocephalidae. The coding region runs from base 1 to 270 and encodes 89 amino acids.